This is a messenger RNA of Eublepharis macularius, 4582 nucleotides long. It is a transcript of the gene ETV1, whose product is annotated as ETS variant transcription factor 1. Gene Ontology annotation, cellular component: nucleus. Bases 164 to 1603 code for a protein of 479 amino acids. NCBI's taxonomy places the organism in Eukaryota, Metazoa, Chordata, Lepidosauria, Squamata, Eublepharidae. The record is from RefSeq and is a predicted model, not a curated record. Gene Ontology annotation, biological process: regulation of transcription by RNA polymerase II; cell differentiation. Gene Ontology annotation, molecular function: DNA-binding transcription factor activity, RNA polymerase II-specific; sequence-specific DNA binding. The transcript is spliced from 13 exons.
UGUGUAUAUUAAAUUUGGAGGGACUUGUGUGGUGCGUGUGUGCGCGCAGCCGAUCGUCUGGCGGUUACCUUCAGGCUGCUCGGAGGCUGCAUCUGGAGGAAAUCUCUCAGUUCAAUGUCCAGAAAACAAAAAUAAUAAAAAACACUCAGCUAAAGUCUGCAGAAUGGAUGGAUUUUAUGACCAGCAAGUGCCUUACAUGGUCACCGCUAAUCCCUGUGGGAGAAACUGUAACGAGCGACCAGCAAACGCAAACGUCAGGAAAAGAAAAUUCAUUAACGGGGAUCUGGCGCAUGACUCAGAAGAACUCUUUCAAGAUCUGAGCCAAUUACAGGAGACAUGGCUUGCAGAAGCUCAGGUACCUGACAACGAUGAGCAGUUUGUGCCAGACUACCAGGCUGAAAGUUUGGCUUUUCAUGGUCUCUCAGUGAAAAUCAAGAAGGAACCCCACAGUCCAUGUUCUGAGCUCGGCUCUGCUUGUAGUCAAGAACAGCCAUUCAAGUUCAAUUAUGGGGAAAAGUGCCUGUACAAUGUCAGUGCCUAUGAUCAGAAGCCACAAGUGGGAAUGAAGCCCUCCAACCCUCCAACUCCGUCAAGCACUCCAGUUUCACCCCUGCACCAUGCAUCCCCAAACUCGGCUCAGAAUCCUAAACCUGAUCGGGGUUUUCCUGCUCGUCUGCCUCCAGCCCAGCCUAUCCCAGAUAACAGCUUCCCUAUGGACCACAGAUUUCGCCGUCAGCUCUCGGAACCUUGCAGUUCAUUCCCUCCUUUGCCUGCAAUGCCAAGGGAAGGACGCCCAGUGUACCAACGGCAGAUGUCUGAGCCAAACAUCCCUUUUCCACCACAAGGGUUUAAGCAGGAAUACCAUGAUCCAGUAUAUGAACACAAUGCUAUGGUUGGCAGUUCAGCCAACCAAACCUUUCCCCCUCCUCUGAUGAUUAAACAAGAACCUAGAGAUUUUGCAUAUGAUUCAGAAGUGCCUAGCUGCCAUUCCAUUUACAUGAGGCAAGAAGGCUUCCUGGCUCACCAAAACAGGACAGAAGGCUGUAUGUAUGAAAAGGGACCAAGGCAGUUUUAUGAUGACACCUGCGUUGUUCCGGAGAAGUUUGAUGGAGAUAUUAAGCAGGAACCAGGAAUGUUCCGUGAAGGCCCAACAUAUCAGCGGCGGGGCUCCCUCCAGCUGUGGCAGUUUUUGGUAGCACUUCUUGAUGAUCCAUCAAACUCUCACUUCAUUGCUUGGACUGGCCGAGGCAUGGAAUUCAAGCUCAUUGAACCAGAAGAGGUGGCACGUCGGUGGGGGAUUCAGAAAAACAGGCCAGCUAUGAACUAUGAUAAACUUAGCCGUUCACUUCGCUAUUACUAUGAGAAGGGCAUCAUGCAAAAGGUCGCCGGAGAGAGAUACGUCUACAAGUUUGUUUGUGAUCCAGAAGCGCUCUUCUCCAUGGCCUUUCCAGACAACCAGCGCCCCUUGCUGAAGACUGACAUGGAGCGUCAUAUCAAUGAAGAGGACACGGUGCCUCUGUCCCAUUUUGAUGAGAGCAUGGUCUACAUGCAAGAGGGGGGCUGCUGUAAUACCCACCCUUAUAACGAAGGCUAUGUGUAUUAACUGCAGUGACACUGAAAAUGCCACCCCUCCCCCCAAUCUCCCAAGUGUUUCCUCUUUCAUGAGACCAGGAGGAAAGCUGAAUCCCCUUCAGUUGGUUUUGUAAAAAAAAAAAAAAUUAAAAAGAGAAUGAAAUAGUACUAUAAAGGGGCUUCUUCUGUUGCAUUACUCCUAUGGUCUGCCAUGGACAGUGCACUUUAUCUGAAUGGGGAAGACUGGGAUUUAAUGAUUUAUUCUAUGUAACAGGAGGAGAAGGGUGGGUCUGGUUUUGGUUUUUUUGCUUUUUUCCUUAAGAUUGGGAAGGAAACCUACAGGUUUUAAGUACAAUGAAGCUGUAUCAUGUCUGUUUUUGUUUCAUAUUGGCUUAAAAAUAUUGUACAUGUUCUCUGGGUAUCCGUAGUACAGUUAAUUCUAGAUAUGAUGAAUAACCAUUUCUACACUAUUGGGAGAAUUACCUGUCAUGGUCACUUUUCCCUCUUUUGGCACACUAUAUUCCUUGUUUUAGAAGGACAAACAAUUACUCAUGUUGCAGGAUUCAGUAGAAGCUACCACCUCUGAGCCUUUCUUGAGUGUUUUUUAAGUAGCUUUUUGAAUUAUUAUUUUGCCCUCACUUUUGGGUUUCUGCACAUCUUUAUGCUGCCUUGUAUUUUUUAAUGGCUUGUUAAGGAAGGCGUUCACUGUUGACUGAAGAGCACAAUUCAUGACUUAAAACUGCAAAUUGCAGAGUUAUAGCUUAGUUUCUUGUAUCUGGUGCCAUCUUGCUAUGCAAGUACAGCACAUCUGAUCUUUUUAGACCUUUCAAGAUCUAUCUGAGUGUAGUAAUUACAUGUGCUGGACCAUUAUGGAUUUCAUCUCAACAUUAAAUACAGGAUUGUGAUCACAGAAGAGAAGACUUAAUAGUGUCCCUCCAUUUACUUUGAUACAUAAAUAAGUUAUUUAAUCAAUAGGAAUUAACUGUACUAGGUCACAUAUCUCAUGCUGUUUAGACCACAGCAAGCACUCCUUGAGCAAAAUAUCCAAUACACUAAAUAGGUACUUUAGUAAUUUUUAGACAUGGUACCCAUUAAUAUGCAUUUAAGCCUUUUACUGCUGUGUUAUGUUGAUAACAUAUAUACAUACUUAGAUAAUGCUAAUGCUUCUGCUGCUGUCUUUUUUUCUGUAAUAUUCUCUUUGCUGAAUUUACUAUGCCCAUUUAUAAGCAAUGCUGUAACUACAGGUAGCAUUUCAGGACAAAAUAGAUGACUUGAACCAUUUAUUGCUUAGAAACAAAAUAGCUUAUGCCACAGCUGUGCUAUAAGCAGCUUUUCCGCGCAUUGAGAAAUGAACAGUAAGCUUCAGCUUGCUAAGAGGAGCUCUGUGGAAUCUUUUAUAACUCUCAGUGGAGCAGAGACUUACAUGAACCGUCAAAGAAUACAAUGAAGUUGCUGUGAUGUUGUAGUGCUGGCACUGAUGCUAUCAAUCAACUUUGUUUUAGACACUAAAUGUAAAUGUGAUCAGAUAUGGUUGGAAGACGAUUUACAGGGGUCUUUUUUGAUUUUUAAUGGUUUUUAUUUUUUUAAUUUUGAAAAGGGUAAUGUUGAAAACUAGACACACACCUUAUUCUACAUAUAAAAUUAAAAGAGAGAAAAAUGUUAUAAAUAUUUAUGAACACCUUUUCUGAAACUUUUAAGUUUCCUCGUUUGAAAAGGGGGAAAAAAUGAGGUUUGAGCUGUCCAGUGGUUAUUUUAAAAAGUGACUCCUCAUCACUACCCCCCCCACCCCACCCCCUGGCAUUUGUUCCUCAGUACUAACAACUCUGGAUGAAGGGGGAAGGGACUCGUCCAUAAUCAUUAGCCAGAGAGAUAAUGUUUCAUUGUAAAUGACAUGAUAUCAAAGAUGCCUUGAGGUGGUGAUUUACUUUGCACUCAGUGUCAGUCAGGAAACCAGUAAAGCUAUAAAUGAUUUAUUAUGCAAUUCAUUUCAAACUAACAAAUGUUGGCUACUACAAACCACAGCUGUUGGAAAAAGCACACUGGGUAUGCAUUCUAAUACACCUAGAAGCAGAAAACAAACCUAUUAGGUGCAUGUGUAUAAAUCCAGGGCAUUCUACCCCUCCACUAAGCCCAAUGCAAAACCCUUCAUCUGAUUCCUGUGGUUAUAAAUGGUGCUGGUAUUCGAAUUGGCUAGUAAGUGAACAAAAGACAAGUGCAGUUGGUGUAUGCCAGUGGCCUUCAAACUGUGUUCCAGGGAACUCUAGGGCUGCUUAGAAGAAGCCUGCCAUGGGAUUGUUAAUGAGAAAAUCUGUAAUAGGUGACAAGCUUUCCUUCAGAAGGACUUUUAUAUGAUCAUUGGGGGGUUUCCCCCCCAGUCUUUGAGGUACACAACCACAAGGUUCUCAGUUGCACUCUCCAUUUCACAGAGUGACAAUGGGGUCUGCUGUGUAUAUAAUGCACCCCCAAGAACAUGGCUAGGAAUCUUUGUGGCACAUGAGGUUCUUGGUAGUCAUUUGAAUAUGGAAAGGAGUUCCCUGAAGUAAGAAAAUAUAAAAACCCCUAGGUUAGACAGCGAAGAGAAUAGGGAGCACAAACAAAUGCUGAUUCACAUCGCUAUACUUUUUCAUUAAAAUAGAGCCCCAAUGGGUGGCCCACUUUAGUGGAAAGUUCUGUGAUAACUUUUGAUUUUGUCAAUAUCAGAGUAGAGUGUUUCUUGUCAGGAACAGAUGUAUAUUUGGUGAAUGGUGUUGGGUCAUUUGGUGGAGGGUAGGAGCCUAACAUUGAUUCAAAUGUCUAAUAUUUUAAAUAUAUAUUGUAUAAGGUAGUGAUUCACUGAACAUAAAUAAACUAUUCACCCUCCAUUGAAUGAAUUCCCAGAAAAAGCGAUACAAAUUGUUUUAUGGAAUUGAUUAGGCCUUUUGAAACUGUACCUUAAAGAGUUUAUUUCAAGUUCUGUUUUUAUUCCACAUUUUCCAGGUAGAUUAAUAAAUCUGGCAGCUGAUUUCUGAAA